Molecule: messenger RNA, 882 nt
Organism: Ordospora pajunii
Lineage: Eukaryota; Fungi; Microsporidia; Ordosporidae
Exons: 1
Coding region: 1-882 (293 amino acids)
Biological process (GO): regulation of translational fidelity; 'de novo' cotranslational protein folding
Cellular component (GO): cytosol
Molecular function (GO): ribosome binding; Hsp70 protein binding
Source: RefSeq, a predicted model, not a curated record
AUGGUAGGUCUGUUGGUGAAAUAUGAAAAGCCCAAGGGAGAUGCAGCAAGGAUUGAGAAGGAAUACUUGGGCAAAAGAAGGAUUACGAGGCUGUAUAGUAAAGAGCAGCUUAAGAAUCCUUGGGGAGUUGAUUUGUAUCUGCUGCUCGACCUUGACAUGUAUAGAACGAAGAAAAUACCGAAGAAUGUUCUUAGUCAUGUGGUGAAGGCAAAGACGUAUUUGUAUCAUCCUGAUUUGCCAGACGGAGGCAACGAGGCUUUUGCAUUGGUUAAGAUGGCGAGUGAGAUACUCGGGGAUGUAAGGCUACGAUUGAUAUAUGAUUCGAAUUUUUUUGACGAUACGAUUCCGGAAGAUAAGAUAUACUAUAGCGAUGAGUUUUUCCGUGUGUUUGGGGAGUGUUUUGAGAGGAAUGGGAAGUUUAGUGUGCGGCAGCCGGUUCCCCAGCUGAGUCCCGAUAACGACAUGAAGUCUGUUGAGGGGUUCUAUGAGUUCUGGAACAACUUUAAGUCGUGGAGGACGUAUGAGGAUCCAGAAGAGUUUUAUAGAAUGAGUGUGCGGGACAGGUCGCAGUAUUCGAUGAAUAAUCAGGAGCAGAUGAAGCAAUCGAAGAACAGGGAUAUCCUGCGGAUCAAGAAGCUUGUGCAGAUUGCAAGAAAGAGGGAUCCAAGAAUGGGGAAAAGCAUUAUGCAACAGGUUAUGGAGAUGAACAUGAGUGAGUGGAGCAGCCAGGAGAUUGCAACGUUGAAGCGGCUGCUAGCGUUGUUUAAUAAGGCGUCGAAGAACAAGUGGGAGGUGAUUACGGAGAAGUUGGUGGGAAUAACGAAGAUCAAGCGUAGUGUUGAUGAGGUGAUGAGAAAGGGACAGGAGAUUGAGAAGAAAUAG